UUAACUUACGGCCACAAAGACAGUUGUGUUGCAUGUGAGACCAAACCUGUUGCUCGAAGCCCACCCACCCACUCAAACUCAUCCCCAAUAAUUGAAUUUUCAAUUUUCAAUCCAACAAUAACACAAAUAAAAAUAAAACAGCAAAAGAAAUUAGGUUACACAACUUCAAUUCAGACCACACAUCUCGCCGCCGUCAAUCGCCAUGGAUCAACACUUCCUCCACCACUACAACCACCAAGAACACCGUUCACGAUACGCUCCUCCAAAUUCUCAAUCGCAUCACCACCUCCCUCCACCACCCGCUCUUCCACCUCCUCCACCUCUCUCUUACCGCUCUGUCGAUACCCUUCCUCCUCCACCCCCGCCCCCAUCUUACAACCCUCCCCGAUUCCCUUUUUACCCCAUCGAAGAACCACGCACUCUCUCAAACUCAUUCACCAAUCGUAACGAUCAUCUCCCCCGCCGUAUCGUCCCCGAACCCCCGUGGAACCCUAACCCCGAAGAUCGCUCCACCAGAAGUUAUCCUCCCGUCGAUUUCCAUCGCGAAUCGAAUCACCACCAUAACCACCGUCCUCCGCCUUCAUAUCCACCUGUCCGAUACGAAUCUGAGAGCUCUUACGGGAGGUUAAGCACAGAAACCUCCCGCCUAGUAGGAAGCCCUAGGGAAGCCUUCGUCUACAGCAGAACCACCAACGACGAUAGCUACCAUCGCCACGGAACGGCCACAUCCACCUCCACAUCGAAUCACGCCUAUCACCCAAUCAAUGACGUAUCCCCCAGGAGGUGGUUGAAUGAUAGAAAAGUACACAACUCUUCUCCUCCACAUUCUCCUUCUUUUGAAUUGGUGAAUGAUGAAAUUGGUACUUCUGUGAAACGAGAACGAGAGUAUCAUGAUUCUGAUUCGGUUAGGUAUAGUAAUGGUAGCAAUAGUGGUAGAUCGAGUAGUAGAGAGUAUAAUCAUAAUCAUGGUCGUGAACGGGAACGUGAAUUCAGUCGUACUCCACCUAAGAAACAGAUUCAAAAGAAGAGUGCUCUUCUUAGAAUCCAGACGGUAAAACCAAACCAUAGGAACCGUGACAUUGAACAGUUACGUUAUGUUUCUGAUUCUAACAAUAAUUUCUUCAGGGGUAACAAUAAAGAUCAACAUGGAGGAGGUUACUCAAAGGCUGAGGAUAGGAAAAAAGGAAGCCCAGUUGAACUUGACAUUUCUUUUGAAUCAAACUCUCUUGUGGCCAAGGCUAUUGUCACACCCCCACCUUCCACUUCUGGUGCCGCCGCUGCUCCUGUUUAUGGUAAACUGUCUUCUGUUGUUGAAAUUUUGAAUGAUAAUAAUAAUACUUCGCAGAAGAAUGCAGGUGAUGCUUGUAAUCCUUGUGACAAACGUGGGGUGGCAGUUUCUGUUAAUCCUAGUGGCACUGGUAAUCGGAAAUUGGCCUCUAAGGUUGUCAAGAAGAAGAAAAUUGUUAAGAGAGUGGUGAAGAAAGGUUCCGUAAAUCCUACUAGUUCAAGCGCGCUGGCUUCACCUUCUCUCGCCAAAGAAGUUGGUGGAACUGUGCAAGCAGGUAGUGUAACACACGACUCGUCCAAUGCUGCCUCUGAAAAUGUCAAAGCUGAAACUUAUUUGGAGGAGAAAAUCAAUGCUGUUGAUAAGGUGUCCGCGCCAGACAGUGAAAAGUGUGAAGAUAAAAAUGGGAGUUUGUCCCUGCUGAGUCUGGGGCCAGAAUUCAGAUCACAAGAAUGUAAGAUCAAUGAAGAUUCUGAUAUUGGGAAAGAAUCCAGGUUUGAAAGAGGUGGAAGUAUCUCAAGCGCUCCAUCUUGUGCUUCUAGUAGUGUAGAUAAAAACUGUGGUUCUGAUAGUGAUUGUUUAGAUGUGUGUAAUUCUGUCCAUGACUUGCUUAGCGUGACAAAAAUUGACAAACCUACUAAGUCAUUAGAUGGAAGCACUUCUGAACUCAAUCACUUGGAUUGUGGGAACAAGCAAUUAUGUCGGAGUGAAGUAUCUCUAUCACCUGGGAAGUAUAUAGAUGUUGGAUGUUCAGAGAAUAGGAAUCCUGUAGACGUAGGGAAUGAAUUGAAUUCCAAUGUCGUUUCAGAUGAUAUUAUAAAUACACAUAAUUCUGCUGAUGACAGCGUUUAUGGCUUCAAUUCCAACGAUCUUGCAAGUUCAGAAGAGAAGAAAAUUACUGUCAAUGAUAGUGAGAAUAAUAAUGACAUUGAUGCAGGGGCUUAUUGUGAAAAGACUGGUCUUGCUAUCACUACAUUGGAACAAAAUUCAGAUACAGCCAUAAGGAAUGAAUUGAAUUCCAAUGUCGUUUCAGCUGAUAUUAUAAAUUCACAUAAUUCUGCUGAUGACAGCGUUUACGGCUUCAAUUCUAACAAUCUUACAAGUUCAGAAGAGAAUAAAAUUACUGUCAAUGAUAGUGAGAAUAUCAAUGACAUUGAUGCAGGGGCUUAUUGUGAAAAGAUGGGUCUUGCUAUCACUACAUUGGAACAAAAUUCAGAUACAGCCAUCCCUCUGCCAUGCGGUGGAAUGGUUGCCUCUUCAAGUUUAGGAGAUAUUAGGAUUCAGGAUGGUCAAGAUUGCCUACAACAUACCAGUGUACUGAACAAGGGUUCUGAUGAUGGAUCGUCUAGUUUAGAAGAGAGUAUUGUUGUUCACCAAUUUGGUAUAAUUAAAGAUGCUGAAAAGCAAGUGUCCCCUGGUGAAGUUCCCGUAUAUGCUGAGAAUUGCGACAUAGAUAAAACAUUUCCAAAUUCUAAUAUUUCACUUGGAUUUGAAGUAAGGGAUACAAGUAAAGUAGAAAAGAGAAAUGUUAAGACUCGUUUAAAUUUUUUGAGUUUGGAUUUGGAUGAUAUAUCUCUUACUCCAGUUACCCAUUCAAAUGAUGCUGAUAGAGGCUCAAGAAUUUUAUUGAAGGAUCCAUGUUCUUCAGAAGUCCUAGAUCAUUCUAUUCAAAGGCUAGACUUUUACUCACUGUCCAACCAGGUUAUGGGCACUGCUUCACAUGGGAAAAGGGAUUUUUCAGAGACUGAAUCUUGUGUUGCUAAUAAUGACAGUGAUGAUGAGAAUAAGAUUUCACCAGUUUCUAAAAGGAAAAAAGUCUCUGCAAGUAACCCAAAUUUAGCUCAAUUUCAAACUGAAUUUAUUGAUUCCAUUGUAGCGACCACAUCUAGUGCAGAAGUUCCUAUCAGUUUCAGUGAUAGCCAAGAACAUAAGAAAGACGAUGUUGCAUUGUCAAAAAUGGGUAUGGAUAUUCAGUUUAAGGCUCAGUCGAUGCCUUAUUCAGGUAAUAUUGCUAAAUUAUCUGACUGUAUUUUCACUGGAGGAUCAUUUGAGUCUAUGAUUGCAAAUGAGGAAACCAAGAGUUCUGAGCAUUUGGAAUUGCAGCACUCAGAUAUUGUUGCUACACAAUGUGUGGACUUGGCCUUUCCAAAUGUUCAGUUUUCAGUAUUAGGGUGUGAGCAGAAAGACAGUGUUACUCCAGUUGUGCCUAUAACUAACACUCAAACUACUGACAUUUCGGUUAUUGGGAUUAUCAAGGGAGUUAAUACAGAUUCGCGUGAUGCUGAAAACAAUUACCAUUCUAGAGAUGAUUUGCAAAGGUCUCCAAGGGCUGAUAUGUUAUCUAAUGGUUUCAAUAUGAAGAAUGAUUCGCUUGUUCAGGAGAACCUAAUGUCCUGUCCUGUCGCCCGGAAUGGAGCCACCAUCAGUCAUUCAAAUGAUAAAUUGAUUGAGGAUUUGCCCAAUGCUUUAUCAGAUAUAUAUUCUCAUGGGACGACAUCUGAAUUACCCGAUAGAAUGAUUACUGAAUUUUCAGCAACCGAUGAUGAUGAAAACAUUUGCGGGGGUGAAGAAAAUCCCAAAACUGAAUCUACAGUCAAACAUGGUUCUGACUCGGAUACUUCUACUUCAUCAAAACAGCAUACCGAAAAAACUAUGAAGUUAGAUCACGUAAUUGGAUGUAGUGACCCAAUAACAAGGAAUAUCACGCCAGAACCAACCCAAGUUUAUUCCAAAGUUACACCCCUGGGCCUAAAUUCAUCUUGUUCUGAAUUAAAUGGAAGCAAAACUCAGCUUGAUGGCGUCAUCCUUAAAGCAUCUCAGGGUUAUUCUUUUACCUUUCCGAAGCCAAAAACAAAAACUCCUGCCUCUUCAAUGCAUGCUUUAAAAUCUCGAACUUGGCAUCGGACUGAUAAUAAUAAUCCUCCCGCUUCUCUACCUAGAGUCAAGCUUCCAGCCAGAAUAGUUCCUCUCAAAAAGCCAAUUCUCGAAAGGAAAAAGAACUUUCAAAAUACUUCUUACAUUCGUAAAGGUAACAGUCUUGUUAGGAAUCCUACUCCAGUUUCUGCUAUACCUCAAAUCUCCUCUACCAGUCUCAUGAGGAAACCUACUCCAGUUUCUGCUAUACCUCAAAUCUCCUCUACAAAUUUGCUACCUUUGGGGUUAGGUGAAAUACCUAAGGGCACCAAACCUGAAAGCAGGGCUGAUUUGACAGAUCCAUCAAUCUACUCAAAAACAAAAGUAUCUAAUAUUGCUCUACCCAUUGACACCAAAUCAGAGGAAAAUAUAUCUUUUCGGCUGCUAGAACCCCCUUCCAGUGGCUGCUGUGAAAAUACAACUGAUCUUAGGAAGUUUAUUGAAAGUAAUGAUGCACCAGUCUCCUCUGGAGAUGUAUCAAAACAAUACGAAGCUCUUGAAAAACAAACUGGUCCAUCUAACAAUGGGGAGUGUCAAGCUGAAGCAAAUGAUGGAAACAUUUCUUCUUUGAACUCAAAAAGAAUUGUUUAUGUAAAGCCUAAAACAAAUCAACUGGUUGCUACUUCGAGUUCUAGUGAUAUGAUGGUCUCUACUGAUGACAAAGGCCAAACAGCCUUCUCUGAUAGGUAUUUCAAAAGGAAAAAAAAUCAAUUGGUUAGGACUACGUUUGAAAACCACACAGUUUCAAUGCCCAAUAACAUUGGGAAUUCUGACGUCCAAGGAGCUAGUAGAGUAUUUUGCAACAAGAGGUUUACCAAGAGACGGUCACAUAAAGUUGCUGGGAUGUCAAGUAAAUCUUCAAGAGCCUCAUUGGUGUGGACACUUGGUGGCAAAAAUUCUUCUAGAAAUGACAGGAACUCGUGGCAUUAUCAAAAGUUUCCAUGGAAAAGAACAACAUAUUUAAGAAGCUUCAUUCAUAAUUCUGCUUCAAGCUUCAAUAGUGGUUCCUUAUCUGCAGCCGGUAAGAAAUUGCUUCUGUUGAGAAAGAGGGAUACUGUAUACACCAGGUCGACCCGUGGGUUUUCUCUUUGGAAAUCCAAAGUUUUAGGCGUUGGUGGGUCUAGUUUAAAAUGGUCAAAAUCCAUUGAGAAGCACUCAAAGAAAACUAAUGAGGAAGCUACACUUGCUGUUGCUGCUGUUGAGAGGAAGAAGAGAGAAAAGAAAAAUCCAGCUCGUGCGGGUUCUCAGACAAAGAGAGAACGUAUUUUUCGUGUUGGUUCAGUUCGCUACAGAAUGGAUCCUUCCAGGCGGACACUUCAGAGGAUUUCAGAUGAUGAGUCCCUGUCCUCUGCCUCAACCAGUUCAGGUUUGGUUUCUAAAAGAGGUUACAUCCCAAGGAGAUUAGUGAUUGGAAAUGAUGAAUAUGUCACAAUUGGCAAUGGAAACCAACUUAUCAGAGACCCAAAGAAACGAAUUCGAAAACUGGCAAAUGAAAAAGUUAGAUGGAGCUUGCACACUGCCAGACAGCGGUUGGCACGUAAGCAGAAGUACUGCCAGUUUUUCACAAGAUUUGGGAAAUGUAACAAGGAUGGAGGGAAGUGUCCUUACAUUCACGAUCCCUCGAAAAUUGCUGUCUGUACUAAGUUCCUGAAUGGUUUAUGUUCUACUGCAAACUGCAAAUUGACUCAUAAGGUUCUUCCAGAGAGAAUGCCCGAUUGCUCAUACUUUUUGCAAGGCUUAUGCUCAAACAAAAGUUGUUCAUAUAGACAUGUCAACGUGAACCCUAAUGCAUCUAUUUGUGAAGGAUUUCUUAAGGGUUAUUGUGCUGACGGAAAUGAGUGUCGGAAGAAGCACAGCUACGUCUGUCCUAGUUUUGAAGCAACCGGAACCUGUUCUCAAGGAACCAAAUGCAAGCUUCACCACCCCAAAAAACAAAGCAAGGGAAAGAAAAGAAAGAGAUCCGGAGAUCAGAACAACGAUAGUGGACGUUACUUUGGUUCUAUUUCUGCUGAUGUUUCUGAACCUGGGUUGACAGUGGCUCCCAGCCAUUCUCAAAAGAAUGAAGAACAUGAAGAUGAACUAACCGACUACAUCAGUCUUGAUGUGUAUGAAGAAGCGGCAGACAUGGUUGACCAAUCAUCCGAGCUAUCAACAUUUUGUGACAACGAUACCAUGGAUCUUCGGUUGGAUACUUCUGAUGAACUCAUCAAACAUAUUUCUAUAAUACCGAAAUUUGCUUUGCAAUUUCAGUCUAGAAACCCGCAAGCUUAGGCAAGUGGCGGAGACUAAAGGCAGUUUUAAAUGAGGUAAUUAAGGUAAUACAUAGUUUUUGGAAAAUUUGAGCUCAUUGAUUUUUAGUUUCUCUUGUCAUUUUACACAACAUAGGUCAUUUCCCCCCGCCCCCGUGAUUUUUAUGUAUACUAUUGUACAAAAAUGUAUGUUAAUUUGAUAAAUAGAGAAAAAUUACCUGCCCUAAUGUGGAUAGGUUUUAUCAUAAUUCUGAGUCUUCAAA
Molecule: messenger RNA, 6710 nt
Organism: Vicia villosa (hairy vetch)
Lineage: Eukaryota; Viridiplantae; Streptophyta; Magnoliopsida; Fabales; Fabaceae
Exons: 10
Coding region: 203-6469 (2088 amino acids)
Cellular component (GO): nucleus
Molecular function (GO): metal ion binding
Source: RefSeq, a predicted model, not a curated record